GGGGGAGCGAGGGAUCCUUGCAGCAGCUGACGGUGCUCGCUCCCUGGCAGCACCGCAGAUGCGCGGGUCCGACUCCGGCGGCGCUCAGCCCCCGGGGGGAUGCGGGGGGAGGCAGCCCCCGCGCGGGGCGGUAGGACCCUGCACCGAGCCCCUCCGAGCCCCUCCCCGCCGAGGACUCGGAGAAGAGAUGCCCAACUUUCGCCUCGCUGGCCGGGCGGGCGGCGGCGGGGCUGGAGCGCGGCGCAGCGUGCACCGGGGGGACCCCCCUGCCGCCCCCGGGACGCUCCUCGCCUCGCAGAGAUGCCCGGGAUGCUGCUGCUGCUGCUCUGCCUGGCCCUCGGCACCGUCCUGCGAGCCAGGUGUGAGAGCACAGAGGAAUAUGAUUAUGAUUACCUCAGCAUCAAUAAAACCUGGGUCCUCACCCCCAAGACACAGGAGACUGAUGCCACGCAGAUCCUCAACUCACUGCUGAAGAAUUAUGACAACAAGCUGAGACCUGACAUUGGCAUCAAGCCCACAUUUAUCGAUGUGGAUAUCUACGUGAACAGCAUUGGACCAGUGUCUGUCAUCCAGAUGGAGUACACCAUUGAUAUCUUCUUUGCCCAGACAUGGUAUGACCGGCGUCUUCGUUUCAACAGCACUUUGAAGGCCCUCACACUGAACACCAACAUGGUGAGCCGCAUCUGGAUCCCAGAUACCUUUUUUAGGAACUCCAAACGGGCCGAUUCCCACUGGAUAACCACUCCUAAUCAGCUCCUCCGCAUCUGGAAUGACGGAAAAGUGCUCUACACACUCAGGCUGACGAUAGAGGCUGAGUGUCUGCUUCAGCUGCAGAAUUUCCCAAUGGACACUCACUCCUGCCCUUUGGUUUUUUCUAGUUAUGGCUACCCACGAGAAGAGAUUGUCUAUCGCUGGAGGCGCUACUCUAUUGAGGUCUCUGACCAGCGCACCUGGAGGCUCUACCAGUUUGACUUUACGGGGCUGAGGAACACUUCGGAAGUUCUCAGGACUGGGGCAGGGGAAUAUAUGGUGAUGACAGUUUCUUUUGACCUAAGUAGACGUAUGGGUUAUUUUGCCAUUCAGACGUACAUUCCCUGCAUCCUGACUGUUGUUCUUUCCUGGGUUUCCUUCUGGAUCAAAAGAGACUCUACACCAGCCAGGACAUCUCUAGGUAUCACAACUGUGUUAACAAUGACCACCCUGAGUACCAUCUCCCGCAAGCACCUUCCCCGUGUUUCCUAUAUCACAGCCAUGGACCUCUUUGUCUCUGUGUGCUUCAUCUUCGUCUUUGCAGCUCUUAUGGAGUACGCUACACUCAACUACCUGGUGGGAAAUAAGAAACCACUUAAGCACAACAACAGGAAAGCCAGACUGCCUCCUGCUGGAGCACAGGUGAUGCCAUCCUUUACUACCAUCAACAUCAACAAUAUCAUGCACUGGCCCCCAGAGAUAGAGGAUGAUGAAGAUGAAGACCCUGGAUCCCCAUGCCUAGAAGGAAAGGAAUGCGAGAGGUUCUUCUGCUGCAUUGAGGACUGUCAGACAGGAAUGUGGCGGGAGGGGAGAGUUCGCAUUCACAUCUCUCGCCUGGACUCUUACUCUCGUGUCUUCUUCCCCACCGCCUUCCUGCUCUUCAACAUUGUCUACUGGAUUGCCUAUCUCUAUCUCUAGUUGUUCUUUGCCCUCAGCUGGAAUGGACUGGAGACCAGCAAGAUGGGCUUCUCAUGGAGUAUAGAGAACAGCAUCUCUUCCAUUGUCAGUCUGAACAGUCCAACCUUGUGAUUCCCUCUUCCUGCUCUCUCAUCAUUUCUGAGAAAAAAACAGACAGCUUUUUUUUAGCCUUCUAACAUACCUUUUUAGAGAAUAUACCCUUUCCAAACAAUGCACUCUCCAGCACCACCAGCAUUUUACCCCUUGUAAGAUUGUCCAAAACCAUCCUAUUCCCAUUUCAAACAUUAGGGAUUUUGUCAAAAACAAAAAAUGCGUUUCAAUUUUCCAUCCAAUCCUAAUCCAAAAUCCCAUGGGAAGUGAAUGCAAAUGGAGAUUUCCAAGUAGUUAUUAAGACUACAAAGGAAAUAAAGCAGAUCUUACAACUUCUGCACCCCUUCAACCAGAACAGACUUCGUGGAGUGCUAGAGGCUUGGAAAGGCCAGAAGGAAAGAAAUGUGAAAGAAGGCAGCAGUACUGCUUUCCCACAGUAGCUGUGGCUAAAAUGUUUUGAACCUGCCCAGAAAGCUGACAGUGGCACUGACAAGAAAGGAGAAGCUGUAAGCCUCCCUCAGCUUCCUGUAGCAUAUCUGUGGAGCAUUCCUUGUGGAUCACUCCACUUGUACUAAGUGGCACCCAGGCACCCGCCCACUGAGGCGUUGCUAAUUCUCAUCAGAUGGUGGUGAAAAGCCCUUCAUAAGUUUGAAGGGCCCAUCUGCUUUGCUGGAGCAGCCUCUUCAGGGCCCAUGGCGACAUCCUGCUUUUUGAUCAAGACUUUGAGCAGGCUAUGCGGCUUACAGUGGGCAUAGCUAAAAGAGGGAGACAGUCCUUAUGCGACGACGACCAGAAGCAGGUUGAUGAGCCUGUUGUGAGAUAGCUUUCUUUGGCCUGUCUCAUGUGGGCUGGGCUCUAUUGUACCGUGCGUCAUAGCAGAGUGGUUGUUCACAAUAACACUUGUUGAAACCAUCAGAUCUGUGCUUGGUAGUAUUUGCUAACAAAGGGAUACUAGAAAAGGGAACGUGAUCAGCUACCAGUACUGUACCUAGCAGUGCUGGGGAGGGAGGGUUCCUGCAGCUCAAAUAUAUUUCCUUACUUUUUUUUUUUAAUAAUUACAUAAAUCAAACUUCAUUAAAACUCUAUGGCUCCUCCCAGUUGCCACCAAUACUUGGCCCUUUUCUUUCCAAAAUCAAGAAACAGAGCGAGUCAUCCUUGAUAGAUUUCAAGAUGGUCAGACAGUGAGAUGGUUCCUUAUGGUCCAUCUUAAAAGACUAGAAAAAUGCACAAUACAAUCUCAAAUGGGAAGAAACUGUAUAAUGUAAAUGAGGAAACUCAAACCCAAGGCCUAUAAAGUGUAAAUCAACUGCCUCUCCAUUUAUACCAACUGCUGAUGGGGCCCACAGCGUGAUUGUGACAAGCAAUGUGCCAUUAAUAGUUUACUUACUGUGUAAAUUACAAACAAAACAAAAAUCUUUUUAAAACCAGCAUGUUUCAGAAACAAUUAGUAGUUGAAAGGCUUGUCACAAGAAGAAAGCUGGCAGGACUGCAGAGAAAAAGUUAGGAAAGGCUACCUCACAGGACAGCUAACAGGCAGGAGGUUUUACAGAUUCUUAGAGAGCGAUUUGAUCUGGUUUAAAGAUGGAUUUUGACACUGUUAAAUCUGAUCUGAAUAAUGAAGUGUCAUGUUUAAUUCAUUCAUAAAUACGGCCUUCCCGUUCCAGGGGAACAGCUAGAGCACCUAAUUAAGUAUACAAUAGUACAACACUCAGCUAAGUAUAACCUAAUGGGGUCAGACCGGUGUAGCUCUGGAAGGGGAAAUUGUGGCUGUCUAACCUGUUAGUGCUCCCCUUUUAUAAUACCAAGGAAGAGAUAAAGGUUACCCAGAAGCAUAAUUUGCUUAGCUACUCCGACAGCUUUUGAAAGGAUAGAAAGAAAUUAUGGUGGGUGAUUCUAAAUGAGGAAAUUGAUUUAGCAAAAGAAUUAUUAAGGAGGUUCUAAUUAGAGGAAAUUAACUGAGGAGAGGGGAAAAAAGAAUUGUUAAGGAGGCUCUAAUUAGAGGAAAUUAAUGUUUUAGAGAGAAAGACACAGAGAGGGAGAAGUCUAAGAAAAGAAUCAAAACAACUUUCAGACAAGGAGAGCUGCUGGGUGAUCCUGGUGACAGUGCCGACUCCCAGCCAAGCGCGUUGAUGUUCUGCUCCUGAUAGGAAACCGCUAUUAGAUGUAGCUACAGAAAAACCUUCUAUGACUCAACCAUACACUGACAGGGAGCCCGAUUAAAUAAGGUCCUGUGAUCUCUGUGGGGAGCCAAAAGGAAAGAGCAUCCUCUAUUAAAACUGGCUCGCAUGACAGACUCUGAGUGAAGCGUGUCUACACAUGUCAGAAAGCAGUUGUAGUGUGUGUGUGGGAGGGGGCACCCUGGUGGCAACCCAGGGCCUGUGCCAGAUACGCUAAUUAACAGCACGGUGGCAUAAAACGUGUGCCGACAACGCCGGCUGCAGCAAACACAGACGGAGAAAUGUGGAAAGGGAGCAUUUGAGAAAGGGAUAGUGGAAGUGGAAGGGAAAAUUUAACAUCUGUGUGCAAAAGAGUCCAAACGUCUGCAAUUCCCUGUAGCUUUGAAGCACUUGGGAGCCAUGUUGAACACAGAUGAUUGUGGUGGGCAUCAGAGUACAGUCUUCAGCGCAGAGAGCAGCAACUUGUUGAAAUUGGAUGUUUUACAGAGCCGGCUUGGAGAGGAGCAGGGUAUAUGAGAGACUUAAUAGGAUGACAGUGACUUGGGCAGAGUAGACUUGAAAGAUUAUAAGACUUCACCGAGAAAAGAUAAAGCUAACACACACCUAGGUAAUUUAACCAAUGAUGAAAGAUUUGACAGAGGAAAAUAGCCUAGCGUGGGCUGGAGCACAAGGAAGCUGAUUACUAAGGCUGGGGAAGGAGGAGGGAGGGGGCUUUUUGGCUUAGGAAAAUCUGUGCCCAUCAUAAAUAGCUCAAUAAAUAAAGGCAUGCACGAAUUCAAUGGUGUUUUUAAGUUUCUACAGUAUGUCAAAAAAGGAAAGCUAAGAAAAGCCAGAAAGAAAAAUCCUCCAUUUUUUUUGGAAUUACUUUGCAAAGCCUGAGUUUCCAGAAAAAAGGUUUACCUGCUGUCAGCAGGGAAUUCAGGGCACAGAGACAUCCAGUAGCCAUGUGUGGCCCUGUUCAGUGAGGCACUGGGAGCUGAGCCCCACUGGUCCCCUCCCAGACCCGCUGUAGUUUCUGCCAUCAUACUAGAGGGGGUUAUGGUAGCACAGCAUCUUUAAGCCCGGGACAGCUGUUGCCUUUUCACCAGCACAUGACUAGCUCACUCCAGGGGACACAGCCCAAGAACGCACAUCUGAGCCAUGCAGUGCUGGGCAGGAGGGGUGGGCACACCUGAGUGGCUGCAAGACAGAUGGGUGAAUGUACUGCCUCCUCUUCUCACGCAGGUUUCUAUUUGUGAACCCGAUUUAUGAAUUUGACUUCUAGUAGCUUGAUGGAGGAGCCAUGAAUAGCAGCCAUCAAAGGCCAGGUUGGUGCUGGGCUUCUCUCACCUCCUCCAUUCUCUUCCUGGGGAUGAGCGAGUCAGCUUCUCCCCCCUGGCACCUACAGAGGACCUGUGUCAGAUAGCUGCUACGUGACAAGUUUCCUUGCUAGUGGCCUAAGAGUGCUUGUUGAUGGCUAUCAUGGCUGAUCCUAUAGCGGAAGAGCACAUGCCCCAAGGUAGUGAACUUUGCUGCAAAUGUGGUCCAUUACACCUCUUGCUGGACAAUCACCUCUACAGCUUCCAGGAUGAAGUGGACGAUGAACUCAUCUGCCAUAUCUGCCUUUAGCCUCUGCUCCAAUCUAUGGACACCCCCUGUGGACAUAUGUACAGUUUCAAAUGCCUUGAAAACUUCAUGUAGAAGCAUAGCUUUUUGUCCCCUGGAUCAGAAAAACAUCUCUUUCCAGUGAUACCAUAAAUCCAGCCUUCUAGUACAAAACCUGUCAGAUAAGCUGACUGUCUUCUGUCCUUUCAAGGCAGAGCAUUAGCAGACAAUGCAGCAGUGUGAACUAGAAGUUAUCUGUCUUUGUUUCAAAAAGUACAAAUCAGAACUACAGGAUAAAAAGAAUCCAAUUUCAAAAUGGAGGGAACAUCACCCUACCAAGGUGGAGACAAACACCCAAGGAUCCAGAGGUACCAAAUGGAGAAUUGUCACUUGUUGCAGAAAGCUCUGCAGCUCUUGAGGUAUCACUAGGAACUGCAGAGCCGGGAUUGGUUAAUUCAGUUCUUUAGGAAACUGAACAAGACAUUCUUCAAAGAUUUAGCCUUAUGGCUGAAAUGAACACAACUGAAGUUCACUGAGAAGACCUAGAGGGAGAGCUGAAGAAGAAGAUAUCUGAGGGUAAAGACACCAGGAAAUAUUAUUGUUCAGGAAAUCUUACCGGAUUCUGCCACUGCUGCACGUGUGCAACUAGGAGUUGGGGACCAUAUUCUCGAGGUCAGUGGUGUACAUCAGCGGUGUGACUUGCUGCCAAGCUGUCUCCUUCCUGUGCCACCCAGUGCUCAGUACUGCAGCCAGUUCUAUUUAAUAUCUUCACGAAUGAUCUGGACGAGGAGAUCGAGCGUACCCACAGUAAGUUUGCAGACAACACCAAGUUGUGCAGGAGUGUUGAUCAGCUUGAGCGGAGAAAGGCUCUGCAAGAAGGAUCUGCACAGGCUGGAUUGAUGGGCCAACACCAGCUGUGUGGGGUUCAACAACGCCGAGUGUCAGGUCCUGCAAUUGGGUCUCAACAACCCUAUUUAAGGCUACAGAAUUGGCAAUGAAUGGCUGGGAAGCUUCUGAGCAGAUAAGUACCUGGAGUUAAUGGUCUUCAGCUGACUGAGCAUGACUCACCAGUGUGCCCAGGUGGCCAAGAUUGCUGAUAGCAUCCUGGCUUGUACCAGAACUAGUAUGGCCAGCAGGACUGGGGAAGUGAUCAUCCUCCCACCCUGUACUCAGUGCUGGUGAGGCCACAACUCUAAUUCUGUGUUUAGUUAUGAGCUCCUCAGUACAAGAAAGACAUUGAGGUCCUGAAGCGUGUCUGGAGAAGGGCAACAAAGCUGGUAAAGAGUCUGGAGCACAGGUCUAAUGAGAAGCAGCUGAGGGGAACUGGGCUGUUUAGUCUGGAGAAAAGGAGGCUGAAGGGAGACCUUAUCGCUCUCUACAAUUACCUGAAAGGGGGUUACAGCGAGGCAAGUCUUGUUCUCUCCUCCCAAGUAACAAGUGAUAGGACAUGAGGAAAUGGCCUCAAGUGGUGCCAAGGGAGGUUUAGAUUGGAUAUUAGGGAAAAUUUCUUAACUGAAAGGGUUGUCAAGCAUUGGGACAGGCUCCCUAGGGAAGUGGUUAAGUCACCAUCCCUAGAGGUAUGUAAAAGACAUGUAGAUGUUGUGCUUAGGGACAUGGGUUAGUGGUGGAGUUGGCAGUGUCAGCUUAAGGGUUGGACUUGAUGAUCUUAAAGGUCUUUUCCAACCUAAAUGAUUCAAUGAUGCUAUGAUUCUAACAUCUGGCUAAUGGUGGAGACUAGAAACGAUGUCAGCAUUUAUGUUUUACAGUUUCUGUUUGGAAGAUGAAAGGAAGUCAGGAAAAAGGUUGAUUUCUCAUUUGUCUGUCUCCAAUUCCUGUCCUUCCCUCCAAAUUAUGCCAUGUAAGGGACCAUUUUUAGACUGUACGCUUUUCAGGGCAGGGAUUCUCUUACUGUGUGUUUGUACAAGGACUAGCACACUAGGGCUUGAUCUUUAACUGCGAUUUCUGUAUGCUGCUUACUAUAGAUAAUAAACAACAGUACAUACUACCUGUCUUCAACACCACUGUCUAUCCACACUUUGUAAGAAGGCUAAAAAUUGUUCCCCUCCUAAUGGAGUUACUGGAGCUGAUCAAUAUUUUUGUUUCCCCAGAGAAAAAUAUCUUGUUGGAAAUUGGUGGAAAAUGUUGGUCUGAUAUUUUUUGGGGGCAUGAGUGAUUUUUCUGAUUUUUUUUUUUU
Molecule: messenger RNA, 7713 nt
Organism: Cuculus canorus (common cuckoo)
Lineage: Eukaryota; Metazoa; Chordata; Aves; Cuculiformes; Cuculidae
Product: gamma-aminobutyric acid type A receptor subunit epsilon
Exons: 9
Coding region: 100-1668 (522 amino acids)
Biological process (GO): nervous system process; synaptic transmission, GABAergic; monoatomic ion transmembrane transport
Cellular component (GO): GABA-A receptor complex; postsynapse; dendrite membrane
Molecular function (GO): transmitter-gated monoatomic ion channel activity involved in regulation of postsynaptic membrane potential; GABA-A receptor activity; GABA-gated chloride ion channel activity
Source: RefSeq, a predicted model, not a curated record